Messenger RNA from Cariama cristata (Red-legged seriema), 410 nucleotides. Its product is annotated as transmembrane protein 43-like. Lineage: Eukaryota; Metazoa; Chordata; Aves; Cariamiformes; Cariamidae. The transcript has 2 exons. The coding region runs from base 48 to 296 and encodes 82 amino acids. Gene Ontology annotation, biological process: nuclear membrane organization. Gene Ontology annotation, cellular component: nuclear inner membrane. The record is from RefSeq and is a predicted model, not a curated record.
GUAACACUGUGAAGACCUGGGCCCUCCGUGCAGCAGGCUGGCUGGCAAUGUUUAUAGGCAUCAGCCUAAUGACCCGAAUCUUUUACACUUUAGUGGACUGGUUUCCUGUUGUGAGAGAUCUGGUUAACAUUGGAUUAAAAGCAUUUGCCUUCUGCGUAGCCAGUUCGCUGUCACUCCUGACUAUCUCCGUUGGCUGGCUCUUCUACCGCCCUCUCUGGGCUUUGUUGAUCGGGUUGCUCUCCGUAGUUCCAAUUGUGGUUGCAAAAUCUCGUGUUCCACCAAAGAAGCAGCAGUGAGAAGGAGGUGGUCAGGUUUUGCACUGAAUCCUGGUUAGAAACUUUUCAAGUGUAUUUCUGUCUGGGUUACUGCAGCAUGCUCACAGCGUAUCACAGUUCAGCAGUGUGCACCAA